AACCCGGAUGUCAGCCAGUUAGCAUGCUAGCUGGUGUUCUGUCUGCGGACUGAGGCGAUUUGUUCACAGAUUCUGGCUGAAGUUUGAUUUGGAGGCAGAUAAAGAGAUGUUUGUGUGAGUCGAGCUUUGAGCCACAGUUCAGAGUCUGAAGAGGAACCGCUGAGCUGAAGAGUCAGAUGAUCUGCUGCUGCAACUGAGUGAAAGGACGGUGACGAUGGUGAUGAAGCUGUGAGACAAAGCUCCCCGCUCCUCCUGCACACUUCCUCAUGGAUUCCAGCAAUGACGAGGCGCUCGACAUCAUCGUCACCAACGUGGUGGCGACGUUCAGGACCAGGUGCCACCUCAACCUGCGAACCAUCGCCCUGGAGGGAACCAACGUCAUCUACAAGCCCGAAGUCGGGAAAGUCUUGAUGAAGCUUCGCAAACCGAAGAUCACGGCCUCGAUCUGGUCCUCAGGGAAGAUCAUCUGCACCGGAGCUACGAGUGAGGACGAGGCCAAGCUGGGCGCUCGCAGGUUGGCUCGCUGUCUGCAGAAACUGGGCUUCAAGGUGAGGUUCUCGGCCUUCAAGGUGGUCAACGUGUUGGCGGUGUGCUCCAUGCCGUUUGCAGUUCACCUCAUAGACUUCACCAAGAACAACCGACCCAUCGCCAGUUUUAAUGUUACCUGCUGCUCUCUGUUGGUGUUUCUGCUGCUUUUUUGCGCUCAUAUACGUUCUUCUGUCCCACCGUCUGUUGCUUUAGGACCAAAUGUGCAGAACGUGGCCACAGCGGUGGAGGAGGUCUAUCCUCUGCUGUUCGAGUGCAAGAAGCCGCUCUGCAAGUGAAGACCGAGAACUGGAGUCUGACGAGGAAGCACCUUAAGCUCGGAUCGAUUUAUCACUACAGACUGGACCCGCUGGAGUCCUUCACGGUUUUAAUGUUGUUGUUGGGUCUUUUUGGUUUUAACAGCCGGAACCUGCGAACGUCUUCCGGACUUUGAGCAGAAGCUGAGGACGUGUUUGCAGACAAACAGCUGAACUCGUUCCACGCUUCUCACUGCAGACUCUCCUUUUACCCUUCAAACAGCCAGUCGUCCCGUUUCUCCGCAGAAUCUCCGUCCGUGGAUCGAUCGAAACAAGAAUCUCUGCUUCACGCUUACCGUCGUUCAAAGAGACAAACGGCAGGCGGAGGAACAGAACCCGACCAGAGCUGAAUCAUCUCCAACUAUUUAAAAAGAAAUGCUCCGAUUUUAGCUCGUUAAAUGUGAAUAUUUUCUGUUUUCUUUCCUCCUCUGCGACAGUAAGCCGCAGAUCUCGUCCUGGGAAACAGCGAUCCACAUCUAAAGAGACCAAACCACUCAUCAGUUCGUCCAGAAUAACCCAGACUGUUACACAAACCUGCUCACAGGAUGCAUUAAUGUCUUGAUUUUCUCGUUUGUUCGGUUAUCGGUUUGUUAUAAACGUGUUUAUUUGGUUUUAGUUGCUAACGUUGGUUUUUAAACUCGGCUCGCAGGAAUCUCGUCGGCUUUCACAGAACACACCUGCUGCUUUAUUAACAUUUAAAAUGAGCUUUUUAUUGGAUGAAGUAGUUUUUUGAAACACAGUCCAAGAACCGCAGCAGAAACAUGGAUUGAAGAAGCGAUUAGAAAAGCGUCUCACAGGUUCGUCGGGCAGCUCGUCAGGAGGCUUCGUGACACAGUUGUGAGUUUUUUUUCCCAGCAGCAAGGAGCUCAGAUGGUCUAAAACACAAACAUGUUCUACUGACGACGUGUACGUACAGAACCACAGAACCUGACAGAGGAUGUGACGACUUUUUGAACCGGUGUCAGCCGAAGCUUCGUGACACUUGAAUUUUUGUAUUUUGUAUAAAAAUAAAGUUCUGCUGAAAAGGC
Messenger RNA from Stegastes partitus (bicolor damselfish), 1870 nucleotides. RefSeq names its product TBP-like 1 (gene tbpl1). Gene Ontology annotation, biological process: DNA-templated transcription initiation. Bases 267 to 824 code for a protein of 185 amino acids. The transcript is spliced from 7 exons. The record is from RefSeq and is a predicted model, not a curated record. Lineage: Eukaryota; Metazoa; Chordata; Actinopteri; Pomacentridae. Gene Ontology annotation, molecular function: DNA binding.